AUGUCCAGCCCCGAUCCAGAACAGACGCAUUUAGAUAUGUCAAUAGACUUAGUUCCAAACGAGCCUUCAGAAAUAGAGCACCCGUGUGUUUCAUGCGGAAGUGCUGGAGUACUUCGACUUCUCAUUGUUCCAGACAUGUUUUUCCCAGACACGCUCAUUAGCACAUUCGCAUGCCACUCAUGCCCCUUCAGAAAUAAACAGAUGGAUGAAAUGGACCAGUCAAAAAAAGGCGUUCGAAUCUCCUGUCAUUUAAACAACAAUGAGGAUCUAAAAAGAUACCUGCUCGUUCCUUCUAAAGCGAAAGUAUCAUUUGAGGCCGGUGAUGAUGGUGUGUCUUACACAAACCAGGAGGACACUGUUACAACAGUGGAGGCGCUUAUAAGAAGCAUAUUUGAGAAGCUUGUUUCCAUGGGGACUCUGCCAGAAGACAAGCUAACAGAGGAGGAGCUUGCUGGCUUGGAUGAGUACGCCAAUAUAGCCAUGUUCCUUCAGAAGUCAAUGGAUGAGUUAGACAUAACUUUGAAGAUUGACGACCCCAAGGGGUUGGCCCGUGUUAUGCCCCUUGGUGCAAACAUGCAGACCACCACAAAAGGCAUUCCAUUGGAGUAUUAUAGAGAUGGUGUUGUGGAGAUCGACGAAUAUGACAUAGAGGAUGAGGUUAAAGAAGAAGCAGAGCAGGAGGACACAAAAGAUGAGAAUCCAGAUGAGAGAUCCGAAGUAGCAUAG
This is a messenger RNA of Nematocida ausubeli, 726 nucleotides long. RefSeq lists its product as uncharacterized. The transcript has a single exon. Gene Ontology annotation, cellular component: cytoplasm. NCBI's taxonomy places the organism in Eukaryota, Fungi, Microsporidia. The record is from RefSeq and is a predicted model, not a curated record. Bases 1 to 726 code for a protein of 241 amino acids. Gene Ontology annotation, molecular function: zinc ion binding.